Salvelinus sp. IW2-2015 is the source of this 1080-nucleotide messenger RNA. The record is from RefSeq and is a predicted model, not a curated record. Lineage: Eukaryota; Metazoa; Chordata; Actinopteri; Salmoniformes; Salmonidae.
AUCUUUCCCCCUCUGGACACACAGAGCUGCACCUCCCCUAAUAAAUGGCCUCCUUCUCAGUCCAAGAAGUCACAUCCACACGCUUCACACCGAUUUGCUGUCCCAUCCCACCCCCUGGCUUCCGGCCCUCCUGCCCGGAUGAGACAGACCCAUCCGCAUGUCCACCCCAGAUCCUCAUUGACUGGCCAGGCAAAGGUCAAGGAAGAGGUCCAUAGGCCAGAAAUUACAUCGUCUGAGGAAUUGUCUGAGGAAGUUCAACGGMGAGGCGCAGAAAUUGCGAAUAUGUAUAAAGCACAGCUGAAAGAGAGGAUGGCCCAAAAGAGAAAGGAAGAGAUUCUGAAGAAAAGGGUAAACAACAAUGACAAGAACGAUGACACUGAGGCCUCCUGCUCCUCUGCAGUAGAACAUUCUAAUACCCCUUCCACAGCCCCCGAGCGCCCUGCCAGCCCAGACGCCACGCCAGUGGCCGCCCGAGAGGACACUCAGGGGGAAACCCAGGAGGACCUGGCAGACGUUGUGAAUGUGCUCAAGAGGCAAUCAUCUGAUCUAUACCUGCCUGACAACGUUUGUGAGGAGUCACUCACAUGGAAGUCCAUUUACGAGGAGCUGUGCCCGCUCGCUCACAGGGUGAACACAGAAGCUGACUACAUCAAGGCGCUCCGCGUCAUCACUGAGAAGGCUGUGACUCCCUCGUGCUCGUCUGAGGAUGAUGUGUCUCAGAGUGUGAGUGAGGACACAAGUMAGGAGGGGAGUAGUGAAAGUGAGGAGAGCAUGAGUGGACAACAGCAGAGAUGUCUACACAGGGAACCUUAUGGUGAGAGGGACAGGAAGGAGAUUGAUAGUGGUAAAAUGGAAGGGAGAUAUGCAACCGCCAAUGCAUUGUCUAUGAUGGCAAGCCGAGGGAAAGAAGAACUUAAUGCCAUGAGUUACGUAGACAGGAUCAAAUAUUUCAAGGACGAGGCUAAGAGAAAUGAAGAGAUGAUGAAGAUUGAAAGGAGGAAGGAAAAAGCCAGGGACGAAGAGCUCAAAAAGUGGGAAAAGAGACAGAAGAAAUUGAAUGAGGAGGAAAGGAAAAGGACA